Fusarium proliferatum ET1 is the source of this 1056-nucleotide messenger RNA. RefSeq lists its product as uncharacterized. The record is from RefSeq and is a predicted model, not a curated record. The transcript is spliced from 2 exons. Bases 1 to 1056 code for a protein of 351 amino acids. Lineage: Eukaryota; Fungi; Ascomycota; Sordariomycetes; Hypocreales; Nectriaceae.
AUGGACGAAAACUCCUACUUCUACGAGUCCUGGACAAAGAGUCAGCCAUGCGUGGAACUCUCGUCCUACGUCAGACCCGAUGACGCAGGAUCGAUCCUCCCUUGGCCAUAUACCCUUGCCUGGUUUCUUGUCCACUUCCUCAUCACACUCAUAAGAGUCCAUCGAUGGGAGAGAGUGCAGGCCUUAUCAAUUAUCCUAGCCAUUAUCACAGUAUGGUUCCAACUACAGGCAUACACCAACAGCGUUCAUCCAGAGUCAGUCCUCAUGUGGAUGCCAAUAUUCGUCGUGCUUGAUAUUGGGGCCAUGAUGCAGCUAGCGUUUUUGAUUAUCGAGAAUAGUGGUUUUCGACCGCUGGUGCAGGCCUUGCCUAUGACUUUCAACGGAAAGAAUCACCGAGAAAUCAGAUCUGCAGCGGAUGAUCAGCAAGUAGAUGAAAGCCUGGACCUUGUAGGUCGGGCUUGGAUCACUUCCAUCGCUGCGCUACUUGGGAUCCUUCUGCUCGUUAUACAGGUAUUCGGCCUUGCAAUGGCUGCCAUCGGGUCUCAGAACAAGAACGUUACGGCAGACUGGUGCAGUACUCAAUUCACUAGGGCCCUUGCUGUAGAGUCUGGUUGUGAGCUCUACAACGUCACGGCCUCUUCAAGCCAAGGCAUAGGCUGCAUCACGCUCAAAGGCUACGAGCAGUACACAUGGCUCACGACGUCCAUCAUUAUCAUUUCUCUGUCACUUAUCUUCGAAGUCUUUGACCUGGUGAUCCUGUCGCUUGUCCGGGGUACAACGCGAUGGAGAGGCGUCAAGAUGAAGAGACCCUGGUUCACGAUGUUCUCUGGCAAUAUUGUUCUCCUUGUUCUGAUCAUAGUCGGAGUCUUUCAGUGCCAGCACUUACCGAAGAAGAUUGAUCAGAGCGUAACAGUGUUUGAGUACCAGAAGGAAUUGGGACAGAGUGUUACGUCUAUUGCUCGCCUUACGCCGUAUGGGGUACGAGGGGCUGUAAUUGGAUGGACUGACGGGUUUCUGCAAAGCUGGGGAGAAACCUACACCCCAAAGUCAUAUUAA